Gadus chalcogrammus (walleye pollock) is the source of this 4888-nucleotide messenger RNA. Its product is annotated as major facilitator superfamily domain-containing protein 6-A-like. The transcript is spliced from 7 exons. The coding region runs from base 349 to 2691 and encodes 780 amino acids. Gene Ontology annotation, cellular component: plasma membrane. The record is from RefSeq and is a predicted model, not a curated record. Lineage: Eukaryota; Metazoa; Chordata; Actinopteri; Gadiformes; Gadidae. Gene Ontology annotation, biological process: antigen processing and presentation of exogenous peptide antigen via MHC class I.
AGGUGGACGAGCUACAUUCGGACCGCCCCGGCGCUGAUGUGUAGCAGAGUAGUGUGUGUACUGAUAGUAUAGGAUACUCGGUGUCGUACUGGAUACUCCGUAUAGUACUAGUUACUCCGUGUAGUACUGGAUACUCCGUGUAGUACUGGAUUCUCAGUGUAGGACACACUCUGAUACCAGCGGAACAAGUACUGCUGGUCAUGUCUAAAGAGAGAGGGGAGCAGUGAGCUGACCAGGUGAGACCCCCUGCUGGGACCCGUCCCGGGAUCCGUCCUGGGACCUGGGAAUCGUCCUGGGAAUCUCGAGGGGAGCGGAGGACAGUCCUUCACAGCGAUAAUACGCGCAGACAUGCCGGCGGACGAUAAAGUGGCCAUCCUGAGCGAGGAUGAGGAGGAGGAGAAGAGGAAGCACGUGUCGGCCGAGUCCUUCGACGCCGCUCCCCCGCCGGACCGCCUGGACCCGCCCGCUGACCCCGCCCUCUCCCCCGCCCCCGCCCCCAGCUCCAUGAGCUGCUGCGAGCGGGCGUGCCUCGGCCUCAACAGGAAGCUGCUGGUCUCCAAGGUCUUCUACUUCUUCUUCUACGGCGCCUACGGCUCGCUGCACCCCCUGCUGGCCGUGUACUACAAGCAGCUGGGCAUGACGCCGGGCCGCAGCGGCCUGCUGGUCGGCGUGCGCUACUUCAUCGAGUUCUGCAGCGCCCCCUUCUGGGGCGUGGUGGCGGACCGCUUCCACAAGGGCAAGGCCGUGCUGCUGUUCUCCGUGUUCUGCUGGCUGGUCUUCAACGCCGGCAUCGGCUUCGUCACGCCCGCCAAGAUGAGCUGCCUGGAGGAGGCGGGGCCGGCGGGCGCCGGGACCCCGGCGCCCACCAGCCCCGGCAACGCCUCGUUGCCGAGCAACAGCAGCAGCAGGCGGCGCCGUAGCUCGGACUCGGACCACCUGGCCCACCUGGCCCACCUGGCCGUGUUCCAGGGGCCCUCGGGGCCCCUGGAACACGGCCAGGGGCGCCGGAGGGUCCAGCGGAGCCCGGACCUGAACGGCACGUCCGACAACGGCACGGAGCUCGCCCUGAACAGCAGCAGCACCACCGCCUCCUCUGUCACCACCCCGGCCCCCCGGCCCCCCGGGACCGCGGGCCCCGGGCCCCCGCCCCGCUACCUGAUCAUCUACGACGGGGAGCAGGUGGAGCGGAUCUUCCUGAUCAUCCUGCUGGUGGUGAUCUUCGGGGAGUUCUUCAGUGCGCCGGCCGUCACCAUCGUGGACACGGUGACGCUGCAGAACCUGGGCCGCGCCCGCGACCGCUACGGCCUCCAGCGCAUGUGGGGCUCGCUGGGCUGGGGCCUGGCCAUGCUAUUGGUCGGCAUCUGGAUCGACCACACCCACCUGACGGUGUCGGUGGACGGGCUGGGCUGCGAGGUGCCCGUGGUGCGCAACUACCAGAUCGCCUUCAUCAUGUUCGGCGUGCUGAUGGGGCUGGCCUUCGUCGUGGCCACGCAGUUCUACUUCGAGAAGGUGGAGCCCGGGGGGGCGGUGCCCGAGGAGGCCAGGGCGGCGGCGGCGGCGGCGGAGGAGGAGAAGGGGGCGGGGCCUGGCGGCCCGGGGGCAGAGCAGACAGAGUUCCACUACAGCGACCUGCUGCGGCUGCUCUGCAGCGUGCGCUACAGCUCGGUGCUGUUCGUGGCCUGGUUCAUGGGCUUCGGCUACGGCUUCGUGUUCACCUUCCUCUACUGGCACCUGGAGGACCUGCAGGGGACCACCACGCUGUUCGGUGUGUGCUCCGUGCUCAGCCACGUGUCGGAGCUGGCCGCCUACUUCACCAGCCACAAGUUCAUCGAGCUGGUGGGACACAUCAGGGUCCUGUACAUCGGCCUGGCGUGCAACACGGCCCGCUACCUCUACAUCUCCUACCUGGAGAACGCCUGGAUCGUCCUGCCAAUGGAGGUGCUGCAAGGAGUGACCCACGCCUCGGUGUGGGCGGCCUGUAUCUCCUUCCUGAGCGCGGCCGUGCCCCCCGCCCUGCGGACCUCGGCCCAGGGCAUCCUGCAGGGGCUGCACCUGGGGCUGGGCCGCGGCUGUGGGGCCAUGGUGGGGGGGCUGCUGGUCAACUACUUCGGCGCUGCAGAGACCUUCAGGGGGAUAGGGAUGACCUCCCUGGUCAUCCUCCUCAUCUUCGCCCUCAUCCAGUGUCUGACCAGAGAGGAGGAGAACGAGGAUAAGAUGCUGAAGGAGAACGUCCCGGUUCCGUCCAGCCCGGUUCCCAUAGCGACCAUUGACCUGGUCCAGAGCUCCUCCUCCUCCUCCUCUUCCUCCUCCGUCCUGCCCAUGAGGAAGACCAAGCACCAGGAGCAGCAGGAGGACGCCUGGCGGCCGGCCUGGGCGCUGUCGGGGGGGCCCUGGGUCAACAUGGUGUUCGCCCUGCUGCAGGUCCACCAGCUGGUGGCGCUGGACCCGGGGGGCCGCGAGACCACGCCCCUACAGGUGUGUAGCGACGGCCCGUCACCGGACUACCAGGCUGUGGUCGUCUGUAACGGGAGCCAGGCGGACCCCGCCCCCUCGGACGACCCCCCCUCGGACGACCCCCCCUCGGACGACCCCCCCUCGGACCCUCCUGCAGAACGCCCUGUCCCACCAACCGAUGGCCCCGCCCCUCCACACACUGGCCCCGCCCCUUCACCUGAAGACCCUGCCCAUUAACACACAGGCUCCGCCCCUUCAUCUGAGGGCCACACCCAUUCACACGCGGGCCCCGCUUCAAUUGACAUCCCUGAAUGACCACGCCCCUUCUCCUGGUGACUCCGCCCCUUCUCCAGGUGACUCCGCUCCUUCUACUGGUGACUCCGCCCCUUCUCCUGAUGACUCCGCCCCUUCUCCUGAUGACUCCGCCCCUUCCAGUGAAUCCGCCCCUUCUCCGGGUGACUCCGCCCCUUCCCCACAAGACCCUCAAGGCGUGGCCAGCCUCACCGAUCAUGGACUGUGAUUCUAGUAUUACUAAUGUAUUGAUCGGCUCAGGUAGCCAAGGUGUUGACGUAUCCAUGGCAACCAAGAACAGCUCUGUGAGGACCUUAAUCCACCGACAGCUCUGACCUGUGAGGACCUUUAUCCUCUGACCUAUGAGGACCUUUAUCCUCUGACCUGUGAGGACCUUUAGCCUCUGACCUGUGAGGACCUUUAUCCUCUGACCUGUGAGGACCUUAAUCCUCUGACCUGUGAGGACCUUAAUCCUCUGACCUGUGAGGACCUUUAUCCUCUGACCUGUGAGGACCUUUAGCCUCUGACCUGUGAGGACCUUAAUCCUCUGACCCGUAUAAAAAAAGUAGUUACAAGAAUACAUAAAAUGUGCAUAUCAGCCUCGCCCUAUAGGAUAUACAGGCUAUUGCACGAAUCCGUCUUAACUCAGAAGUGAAUCUCUGGCAGCUUCUCACAGGGCUGACUAGGGCUUCAAUCAUUCUCUGACUUGUCCCGGCGCCACAUAAAGCUAAUCAUCAGCUGUCUUAAGAGCGCCUCACAGGUCGGCCCCCUAGUGGACACAAACAGGCUGGCACCAUGCCCCCUAGUGGACACAAACAGGCUGGCACCAUGCCCCCUAGUGGAAACAAACAGGCUGGCACCAUGCCCCCUAGUGGACACAAACAGGCUGGCACCAUGCCUCCUAGGGGCAGGAAGCGGCAACCUCAGUGCCUCGUUGUAUGCUACCCUGAGUCUAUGCAUACUCUUUUUCUUCUAGUUAGACCACAAUUGAGCAGUAUAUAACGGUGUUGACGGGGGGGGGGGGGGGAUCGUAGAAAAUUCUACAGACAUGUUUUUUUUAUUUUUCAUGGGCCCCCCCCCAUGGGCCCUGAUGACCUGGGUAUUUAAUUUCCUCACACACAGCAAGAGGACUGUCUGACAAAUAAAAGAUUGGGAAGUUGAUUUCCUGUCCUCAGCGUUCCUAACUAUCGUUACGUGGCUUUCCUUAGCGUUAUACCUUACGUCACCAUCAAGGCCAUACUGAGAGCACGCCUUCAGCCUUUACUGCAUCCCAGCCCUAUAUAGACAGGGCACGACCAGGUCGUCUGCAGACAUACGAUGAUUCACGCCAGUGUUGCCCCAAAGACCAUAAGGAUCUGAUAAUUCAUCCAUAUAAACAUUAAAUUAAAUGGGAGACAAAAUUCCUCCUUGCCGCAAUCCGGCAAGGAGAACACAGAAUGGAGCAGAUACAACGUUGUCCCGCUUAACCUGCAACGUUUGAUGGGCAUACCAAAACACUAACAUUCUCACAAAAGAUUUAGGGGCACCUCUAUCAACUUUACAAACAAUUGUUCAUGAUUAAUUCUAUCAAAAGCCUUUGACCUAUCAAUAGGAAUACAGAUGAAUUCAGGUUUGGGUACAUGAACACAAUCUCUUUAAGAGCAUAGAUACACCGGUCAGCUCCAUGCUUUCUAUUGAACCCAGACGGAUUGUCAGUACGGACUCUUCUAUCUUUGUUAACAGUAUGUUCUCCAGUACUUUAGGCAAGAUACUGGCUCAUGCAAUAGGUCAAUAAUUGUCAAUUCUGUUGAGCUUACUGGCCAUGUCUUUAAGCACAUGCACUAACAUAGCAGACAUAAUAGCAUUUGGCAGGACACCAUGAACCAGACAACCAUUAAAGGACAUGGAAAGCAAAGGGAAUAGUUUAUGGCUGGCAUAUUGGAGAUAUUUGAGAUUUGAGUAGUUUACUAAUAACUUGUCUGUUAGUAGUUUAGUAGUUAGCAGUUUACUACUAACAUCCCUUGUCAGAGUUGGAGUUACAUGUAGCCUCAGCCUUUUAAGGUUCCUCAGCCAGGUUCUGUAGAGCUGUAACGUUCACGUUCUGGAGGAACAUUGCCUCACAGCGCAGCGCAUUCCCAAAGUGCCUCAAUUAAAGUCUUCACAA